This is a messenger RNA of Prunus avium (sweet cherry), 1288 nucleotides long. The record is from RefSeq and is a predicted model, not a curated record. NCBI's taxonomy places the organism in Eukaryota, Viridiplantae, Streptophyta, Magnoliopsida, Rosales, Rosaceae.
AUGGAUAGCAGUGUAAAGUUGAUUUUGUUCCUUAUUUUUUCAAGCUUAAUGUGGACUUAUACUGCUGCUAGGGAUACACUCAAACCAGGUGACACUCUCAAUUCCACAAGUUUCUUAUGUUCUGCAAAGGGGAAGUUCUGUUUGAGUUUCAUUACGUACGACCGACUGAAUUCCAGCCAGUUGGCCAUAUGGAGCACUACACCAAAUAGCCAACUAUGGAUUGCCAGCCGAGACAUGCAUGUUUUAUACCCGACAGGAGUUCUUACCUUGGACAAGAACAAAACAUUGAAAAUUAUGGACCAAGGAGGAACUAGGUUGGAGCUUUGCUCUGCUCCGAAAAGAACUAGCAAUGUUGUGGCUACUCUUCUAGAAUCUGGAAAUUUUAUCCUACAAGAAGUGAACUCUGUCGAUGGAUCGACCACUCAGGUUUUCUGGCAAAGUUUUGAUUAUCCAACAGACACCCUUAUGCCAGGCAUGAAAUUAGGUGUUAACCAUAGAAAUGGUCACGUUUGGUCACUAGCUUCAUGGUCAACUGAGUACAACCCAGAGACAGGGCCUUUCACCCUUGAAUGGGACCCCAAAGGGCGCGAACUGAAGAUUAAGAGACGUGGGGUGGUUUAUUGGACUAGUGGAGCCUUUACGAGUAAGAGGUUUAAGCAGAUCAUGAUGAGGUAUAAUGUUAGCAUCGUUUCAAACGAAAAUGAAGACUACUUCACUUACAUUGCUUUAAACCAAAGUUUUCCAUCACAAUGGUUGCUUACCUCAACUGGGCGACUAUAUGACUUUGGAGGAUUUGAUAUUGCAAGGGCAGAUAAUUGUUAUGGCUAUAACACUGAUGGAGGGUGCCAGAGGUGGGCGGAGAAGCCAACUUGUAGGCAUGUUGGUGAUACAUUUGAGCUAAAAAAUGGUUUCUUUAGACUAACCAGCUCUAAUUCAACAUUCCUGAAUGAUUCGGAUACAAGUCUCAGUAUUAGUGAUUGCAAGGAUUCUUGUUGGAAAAAUUGUGAGUGCCUUGGGUUCAACUUUCUGUUUGAUAUUGAUCAGACUGGAUGCCAAUUUUGGACUGGAAUGAACUGGGAGUUCAUUCAAGACUUUAAUGGUGAUUCUACAUUUAGUUUUUACUUGUUAAAAAAGUCACCUCUCAAUCAUGGUAAACACAAGGGGACAUGGAUUGGCAUUGGCAUCGCCGCUGCUGCUCUGCUGCUAAUGGUACUCUGCAUCGUCUGCUAUCUACUAAGAAGAAGAAAAUUUACACUUUCAGGUACACAGAGUUAUUUACAUCCUUGAA